Osmerus eperlanus (European smelt) is the source of this 2026-nucleotide messenger RNA. RefSeq names its product UTP18 small subunit processome component (gene utp18). Gene Ontology annotation, cellular component: Pwp2p-containing subcomplex of 90S preribosome; small-subunit processome. Gene Ontology annotation, molecular function: protein binding. The coding region runs from base 224 to 1807 and encodes 527 amino acids. Gene Ontology annotation, biological process: rRNA processing. The transcript has 13 exons. The record is from RefSeq and is a predicted model, not a curated record. NCBI's taxonomy places the organism in Eukaryota, Metazoa, Chordata, Actinopteri, Osmeriformes, Osmeridae.
UUUUCAAUGAGUGUGGAAGGACAGCAACCGUCCUUAUGUUUUGUAAAUCUGUGAAUUGAAUUUUCUCUUGCAAGUCUGACAACCAUGUGCUUUACCUGAAUAGUCGCACGAGCCAGUCGUACAAUUGCAUGUAUUUCAUACCCUAUAUCUGAUGAGUGUGAAAGUUUGUCACUUGUUCUGACAACGCACGCAUCGUUUCACAGGUUUACAGUAGGUUAUAAAUAUGGACGAAUCUGUUCAACUCGUUGGAAACGAGACGGAAACGGAGAGGAAGCGAAAGUCAGUAGCUCAGAUAGACUACAAACAAGAAGAGAUCAAAAGACAGAAGCACAUGAAGACAGUAGCUGUCUUGGGCGAGGAAGACGCAUCUGUAAAACUAUUAGAAGAUCUUGUUUUCGGAGCAGAAGAUGACCUUGUGGAAAGACUCGCGGAGGAGAGGGGCAACGAGGGCUCCACUCUUCUGGACGACGAAGAAUCCAGCGAUUCCGAUGAAGAAAACGAGUCAAGGUUGCGGCUCCCGCCGGUGAAGAAAGCCGUUUGGGAGGAUGAGGAUGAUCAGGCGGAAGAAGAAGUGGACAUGACACACAGGUUUCGUAGAGACCUCACGAAAGGCUCGGCGGAAGCCAAGAUGUCGAAACAAAAGUUACAGCUGAGAAUGAAGGAACAGUUCCAGAAGGCCAUGGGAGGAGCUCCAUCCUGGGCAGAGACCAAAGUGAAGAAGAAAAGCAGGAGAAAAGCUGACGAUGAUGACGACGAAGACGAGAAGGAGGAUGAUGAUGAUGACCUUCUGAGGAAGACGGGGAACUUUGUGGGGUCUUCUGAGAGUCUGCCUAAAGGAAUCAUCCGGAUGAAGAAGUGUCUCCAUGCCAAUAACGCCCGCCCCUCAGACGGUCAACUGACCACGGUCCAGUUCCACCCCUCCGCCCAGGUCGUCAUGACCGCAGGGAUGGACCGGUCCAUCUCUCUUUUCCAGGUGGAUGGGAAGAGCAACCCGAAGAUCCAGAGUAUCCACCUGGAGAGGUUCCCGGUGCACAAGGCCCGCUUCAGCGUGGACGGGGAGCAGGUGGUGGCCACCAGCUUCAGGAACAAGCUCUUCUACCUGUACGACAUGAUGGAGGGCAAGGUUGUCCCUGUUCACUCUGUCAGAGGUCUGAAUGAGCAGAGGGUGAAGGAGUUCGAGGUGUCCCCUGAUGGAGAUUCUCUCCUCCUCACCGGCACGUCUGGGUACCUGCACGUCUUAACCUUGAAGACCAAGGAGGUGGUGAGGAGCAUGAAGAUUAACGGCGAGGUCAGCGGAGUGGCGUACUCUCACGACGGCAGCAAGGUCUUCGCCAGCUCUGAGGAAGGAGAGGUGUACGUGUGGGACAGCAGGAGCAGCAGGUGUCUGGGGAGGUUCACGGACGAAGGCUGCAUCAGAGGGACCUCCAUGACUGCCUCGCCCAACGGACACUACCUGGCCUGCGGCUCCCAGUCUGGCGUGGUGAACAUCUACUCUCAGGAGGCGUGUCUAAGAGAGACCAAUCCCAAGCCUCUGAAGGCCGUCAUGAACCUGGUGAACUCGGCGACCUCGCUGUGCUUCAACCCGACCUCCGAGAUCCUCGCCAUCGCCUCCCGCUUUGACAACGAGGCCGUUCGAUUGGUCCAUCUCCCGAGCUACACCGUGUUCUCCAACUUCCCCCUGUUCCACAGGAAGACCCUGUACCACGCCCACAGUCUGGCCUUCUCCCCGCACAGCGGCUUCUUCUCUCUGGCAAACAACAAGGGCUACGCCCCUCUCUUCAGGUUGUUGCAUUACAAAAACUUUUGAAGAGGGACAUCCGUGACCAGGAGGAGCUGCAAGAACCUUUCGGUUUACACCCCUUCGUGGGAGGGAGGUUUGGAGAAGGGGAUUGCUUGCUACAUCAACGGAACAUAUUGGUUGAUAUUCUCCUAUACUUUUAUUUUGCCUUUUCUGUGUCCGAUGUUUAGAAAACACAACUUGUAUAUAGGUAUGUGUGGAAGAUGCAAUAAAUAAUAUCCUCUACUU